Molecule: messenger RNA, 1083 nt
Organism: Humulus lupulus (European hop)
Lineage: Eukaryota; Viridiplantae; Streptophyta; Magnoliopsida; Rosales; Cannabaceae
Product: protein LEAD-SENSITIVE 1
Exons: 2
Coding region: 150-899 (249 amino acids)
Source: RefSeq, a predicted model, not a curated record
AUUGUCAUCAUACUGCAGAGGGAAAUGGUAUGAAGCAAAGGGAAAGGGAUAGACAAAACGCAAAAGGCAAAGAAAAGGAAAAGGCUUGGAGAAGGGAAGCCAAAAUCCUUGCAUCUUUGUCUUCUUAAUUUGAUCAAAGACAGUGAGACAUGGGAGUCUUCUCCAAUAAAAUCGAGAGGGAACAACUCAAACCAGGCGAUCAUAUCUAUUCAUGGAGGCAUGCCUACCUCUAUGCGCAUCACGGAGUGUAUGUUGGAGAGGGAGAGGUGAUCCACUUCACCAGAGGAGGAGGGCAAGAAAUUGGGACGGGAACUGUUUUGGACCGCUUCAUUUUCAGCUCCUCACCAUCUCAUUCUCAGGACAAUCCCUGCCCGAAUUGCGGCGAUCAGUCGAAGCUUAACGGUGUCAUCUCCUCUUGCCUAGACUGUUUCCUUGGGGGUGGAGAACUGUAUCGGUUCGAGUAUGGGGUCAACCCUGCUUUCUUUGUCGCCAAAGCUCGAGGAGGGACAUGCACACUUGCCCCCUCCGAUCCCCCAGAAGAUGUCCUCUACCGUGCCUCUUACCUACUCGAAAAUGGGUUUGGUGUUUAUGAUCUGUUCAAGAACAACUGCGAGGACUUCGCUAUAUAUUGUAAGACAGGGUUGCUUGUGUUCACUAGCAUCAGCGUGGGCAGGAGUGGACAGUGUACAUCUAUCUUGGCUGCAACGAGUGCCAUUGUUUCUUCGCCACUUCGGUUUUUAACUACGAGUUUCCCUGGCCUUGCAGCUGUUGGUUGUGGCAUGUAUUGUGUUAGCCGCGUGCUUUCUGAUAUUGGAAUUCGUCGAGAUGUCACUAAAGUUUCAGUUGAGAGGCUUGUUGCUUGCGACACCUCUACUGAAACUGUCAUCAAGAAAGACUAAUGUAUUUUUAUUUAUAUUUACAUGGAGACACUGGACCAACUACCCUCGUUUGUCAUUCCUAAAUGUUAUAGAGGACUGAACUGGAGUGGAGAUUGCACUUAAGUUUGUUGUGCAUUUGCCAUUGCCUUUGAUUAAAAUGUUCAUUUGUCAAUUGUAUCAUGAAAUCACUUUUGAUGGUCUCAAA